CCAAUCGUCGCCGCCCAGCCGGUCGUCGCCUUCCCCAGCCUCGCCGCCAUCAUCGCCGACGGGUGCAGUGCCGCCACGUCAAACGGAGGACGUCGCCAAACACCGGACGCCGCUGUUUCGCCCUCUCCGGAAACGAGCUCCGCUGAGUUGCAGCGUCGCCCGAGCCUCCAGCCACCGACGCCCGAACCUCCAGCCGCCGUCGCCGGAAGCCAGUCGCUGCCCAUCCUUCGCCGGAAGUCCGUCGCCUCCACUGCCGGCGUCCUUCCCCGCCGUCGGUUGCAGUGCCGUCAGUCGCUGCUCAUCGCCGUCGAGCUGCCGCUCCGCCACUGUCGCCGGCGUCCGUCACCGUCGCCGCAUCCGGCCGCUGCCCCGAGUUGAUAUCGCCGGCAGAUUAACCUCCACGCCGGAUUGAUUGGUCGAUUUCGUACUUUGACUCGAUUUGACCCGUUCGGUUGAUUUCGUUGAUUUGUCUUCCGUUCGAGCUAUCGAUUCGAUUUCGACGUAAUCUAGGUCCGUACUAUGAAGUUAAUAGCAUUGAGAAUAGAUUUAAUGGUUUGGA
This is a messenger RNA of Cuscuta campestris, 559 nucleotides long. NCBI's taxonomy places the organism in Eukaryota, Viridiplantae, Streptophyta, Magnoliopsida, Solanales, Convolvulaceae. The record is from the annotation of a GenBank genome assembly.